This is a messenger RNA of Rhinocladiella mackenziei CBS 650.93, 1440 nucleotides long. RefSeq lists its product as uncharacterized. Gene Ontology annotation, molecular function: 2-dehydropantoate 2-reductase activity; NADP binding. Bases 1 to 1440 code for a protein of 479 amino acids. Gene Ontology annotation, cellular component: mitochondrion; cytoplasm. The record is from RefSeq and is a predicted model, not a curated record. NCBI's taxonomy places the organism in Eukaryota, Fungi, Ascomycota, Eurotiomycetes, Chaetothyriales, Herpotrichiellaceae. The transcript has a single exon. Gene Ontology annotation, biological process: pantothenate biosynthetic process.
AUGGCACAAUCUCAAUCGUGGUGGAGCGGUUUCCGCCAGAAGGAAGAGACUCCCCAUGAUGCACCAUCGUUCGCAUCGAGACCUUUGGAAGAUACUGAGUUCUCUGAUCCUGACACCGAACGCCUUCUCACUCGGCGCGUCCACAUCCUCGGCUUAGGAAGCAUCGGGAUGUUGGUGGCGCAUUCUUUGCGAUGCUUGCCGAAUCCGCCUCCGAUAACACUGAUGGUACACAAGCAUGAACAGUACGAAGAAUUCAAAAGGGCUGGCCGGGCGAUCAGCUUGAUCAAUAAAGAGAACGGGAUCAAUGAUGAGCAGACCGGAUACGAUGUUGAUCUGAUUGAGAAAAAUGACACUCCGGAUGCGGACGCCAAAUGGCAAUUCAUACCUGACCGACCCUGGAUGAAGGAGCAGACCAAUCCGGUGGAGGAGCAGGAGAAGAUGCCUUCGGGAGAGCUCUACAUCCACUCGUUAAUCGUCGCGGUCAAAGGUCCAUUUACGGUGAAAGCCCUGCGCUCGGUCAAGCACCGGGUCAACGCGGAGACGACAAUCUGUUUCAUGCAAAACGGCCUGGGACAGAUAGAGGAACUCAAUCGAGAAGUCUUCACUGAUCCAGAAACCCGACCGACCUAUCUUCUGGGAAUUGUGUCCCACGGCGUAUACGCCGAGGGUCCUUGCGCCAUUGUCCACGCUGGUUUUGGAACCGUGGCAUUGGGCAUAUAUCGAGAUCCUAACCGCCACCCUCUUCCAGACGGAUUCUCCCCGCAAAACAUUUCAGACCUUCCCGAAGACGAACGCAGAAAGUACUAUCCGACCGACAAAGACCUUUUCGCCAGCCUCUCCUCACGAUUCCUCCUCCGCACCCUGACACGGUCACCCGUCCUGGCUUGUGCGGCUUUCCCUUACCUGGACCUGUUUCAGUUACAGCUGGAGAAGUUGUCCACUAAUGCCGUGUUGAAUCCCCUCACCGCAUUAUAUGACGUCCCCAAUGGGGCAAUGUUAAAUAACUUUCAUCUCUCGGUCGUGCAGAAAUUAUUGCUGGCGGAGAUAUCUCUGGUGAUUCGGAGCCUUCCGGAACUUGAAGGGAUUCCUAAUGUCCGACUGCGCUUCUCUGCCAAACGCCUCGAGGAACUAUUUUUGGGUGUCUCCCGUCUGACUGCUAAAAAUUCCAGUAGCAUGCGAGAAGAUAUUCGAAACGGUAAGGUACCGGAGAUUGAUUAUAUCAACGGAUACAUUGUUAAACGGGGAGAGCAACUGGGUAUUCAAUGUGUUCUCAAUCUCAUGGUGAUGCAAAUGAUCAAAGCAAAGCGGUCCCUAAAGACAGGAACUCAAAACCCAGUGCCUUACGGGACGACACGAAUCGAAAGUGAAAUGGAUUUGGAUCGGCAUGGAAUCGUCACGAUCUCCGACGAGAGCACUUCGUCCAGAGGCAGUGUUCAGUGA